Molecule: messenger RNA, 5090 nt
Organism: Eriocheir sinensis (Chinese mitten crab)
Lineage: Eukaryota; Metazoa; Arthropoda; Malacostraca; Decapoda; Varunidae
Product: protein MMS22-like
Exons: 18
Coding region: 179-3916 (1245 amino acids)
Biological process (GO): replication fork processing; double-strand break repair via homologous recombination
Cellular component (GO): nuclear replication fork
Source: RefSeq, a predicted model, not a curated record
CCGUCCGGAGAGCCAGACGGGCCAAGGCGUCACCAGCUGGGCAUGGCGGGAAGGACGGCUGUGGUGUAGGCGGCCUUGUAAAUAUUCGUCUAUUUUUGUCCAGUCCAGCGAUUAGCUAUGCAGUUUAAUUACCUUUUACUGAAGAGGUGACCGCGGGCGCCAGAAGUGACCCGGAGUCAUGUCUAUGACCCCUCCCCCAACCCCUCCGAUAGGGGUUGAGGGGGGUGAGGAUGGCCUGCUUGAUGGGGAUGGCAUGGAGGGUGACAGUGAGGAUUUCCUGGACUUCAUCCUGGCAGACCCAGGACCUCACCCUGUUCUUGAUGAGGAGGAGGAAGAUAAGACCCAUAACCACAGGGAGGAGCCAGAAUGCUUCUGCUGUGAGGGGGAGGUUCACUGGAGUGCUGAGGUGGGCAAAGAAUCCUUUCUGGGAAGGGGUGUGUUGGCCAGACUCCUACAACGUCACAAUCCUUGUCAUGCUGCCGCCCUCACCUCACCCAAGACUGUAUUCCACCUGCCCUGCACACCUGAUAACCUCCAGCUACACAUCUCACACUUCUUUAUGGCCCUUAGGCAGUGUGUGGUGGAGCUAGAGAAGGGUGCACAAUCCAGCUUCUCCAUGCACCACUACCCUGGCACCCCCACCAGUCCAGUCUCACCCUACCCAGGGCUUCGGCAGGAUACAGCCACCUUCCUCAGUGCCCUCACUUCCCUGGUGUAUGGGUUGGGACCUGGGGAGGAGGAGUUCCUGGGGAAGGUGAUGCAGGAAGUGGUGCAGACACUGGUGUUCCUGGGUCCCCUCCACCAACUGCCUCACCAUGUCAUCACUGCUGCUUCACCCCAGGGCAACAAGUGCCCCUCAGCCUCCUACCACCUGCUCCACCUUCAUCUGGAUGUGCGGUGGUGGAGUCUGGUCCUCCUUCACCUGACAGAGCUCUCACUCGGGCCCUUGGCUCCACAGCUGCCUCCUUUGCUACAGGAGCCUCCCAGACCUCACCAGGGAGCUGCAGGUGGCAUCAGGGAGGAGGCCCACCAGCCCUCCCUGCAGCAGUGUGUCUCCAUGGUGGUGUGGGACUUGAUCACCCUCAUGAGCAGGGGUGGCACCAGUCUCAAGCAUGGGGUCAGUGAGCUCCACCAGGACCCAGGAUUUUCAUGUGGCUGUGGCCUGGAGUUAGCGGUGAUGGUGAAGCACUUCCUUGACUACCGCAACGCCCGCCUGGCCCAGCAGACCUUCUGGGAGGAGGUGAAGGACAAGUUGGUGGUGGUACUGAAGAUAGUGAGUGAGUCUUCCUCCUCCUCCUCCUCCUCCAAUAGCCCAACCGCCAUCCCCCCUGGCCCCAGCACCCUCCUCUACCCCCCACCCCUAGUCUUCACACUCCAGCUGCCUCAUGUCUGGUGGGUCUUCCUCAUCUUCACCAAGCUGCACACCUAUGAUACUGAAGGCAGGAGGGUGACAAACAAUGUGGAGGCAAAAAGUGAGGUCAAGCUGCUCCGUACUCUGCUGCGUCUGAGUCUUGGGGACCCACGCAACGGAGCCAAUGGCAGUCAACCCACGGAGGCAGAGCUGCGGUUUUUUCUGCAGUGCUGCCUGGGGGUGCUGGAGGUGUGGGGGGGAAGCCAUAGCAGUGAGUGGGCAGCCCCUCUCUGGGACCACCUGGCUAAGCACCUUGAUUCCUCCUUCCUCCUCCCUGGGGCAGGACUAGAGGGCUUGGCGUGUGUGAGUAAAACAAUCAGAGGUUGGCUGGAGCAGGUCAGGUCUCGGGUGUGUGACCCAGCAGCUGUUGGGAGGUCAGAGACUUCAUGGCAGAUAUUUCUCAGGAUUGUUGUGGGCGUAGUGAAGUGUGGUCCUCUGGAGUGGCGGCAAAUGAGGGGACGCAUCUACUCAAAAUUCCACGGCCGCAAGAUGUCUGAGUUGACCCCCACCGGCCUGCACAACACUGUCUCCCUCUUCCUUACCCUGGCUGCCACAACAGACACACUUGAUGUUAUCAACAAACUUGGGGAGUUGCUGAGCCUCGUUCCAACUGCCAGUGUCAGCAAGUCACGUGUGGUGUGGCGCGGACUGCUGGCUGCAUCGCUGCUGCUGCUGGAGAAAGGCUGUGAGGUUGCCUCGCUAGGAGAGCGUCUCUCCUCCCUCAUAACUGCAGCAUGUCAUGCUCACACUGCCACCAGGGACCCCCAGCACAAGAGGGAGUUGGGUCAGCUGCUGAUUCUGUAUGCCGAGGGGGUGCAGGAGGUGUUUGAACACAGCCACAACCUCAGUCUGUCCCAGCACACCCUCAUAUGCAGUGGCGUGGCCAGUGUGCUGCCAGGUGCUGGGGCGGCCGAAAUCAAGGUCACCCUGGGAGCCAUGGAUGCAGUGCUGACCAAGGUGCUGACCCUCUGUGCCAAACCAGAGACCAUUGUUGCUGGUACGGUGGGGGAGGCAGUGGUAGAGGCCGUGUGGAAAGAAUAUGGUCCCUUCCUGAAGUCCCACGCCACCACCCUCACCCCUCCACAGACCUUAUCCUCCCUGGCAGCCUCACUCACCCUCUGCUUAUCCCAGAAGGUCCUUGGUCAGGCAGCAAGUAAUAGAGAAGCCGCCUUAGGCCUUUUCCAUUACUUUCUUACACAUGAAAAUGUCAACCCUGGAUGCAGCCUUCAUUAUGCUUCCUGUCUCCUGGCUCAUCCUGGCAGCCUUGCAUUACUAGCCAGCCUCUCCCCUGCCCACGAGAGGCUGCUGGUAUCCUGCUGGCUCUGUGGGCUGGUGGGCGUUGGGGGUGAAAGUGAGGCUGUGGAGGCCCUCACCCCACAGAUAGUGACCCUUCCUAGUGUAGCAGAUUUGCUGCCUGUCAUCCCUCCUGCUGACCCCUUCGCUGUGGCUGCCUGCUUCAUCAAGGCAGUGGCCACCAAAUUUGCCACAAAGGAGACAUUUACUGAGAGGAUAGGUUACCGGGAGGAGAUGCUGCAGUGCUUCUCUGGGCUGGACAAGGCUUUUGGGAGUCUCCUGAGGAAGAGUCCUCCCCCCAUACACCUGCCCCAGGCACUGAGCAUUGUGGCCAACCUUUUCUUCCACGCCCACUCAGUUAUUUAUGUCAAGUCCAAGCCUGCCUGUCCCAUGGCCACACUGCUGACCACUGUCCUGCUGCCCACACCAAUCUAUUCACCGGAGAAGCCCUUGUCUGCUGCAUUCACCUCAAGCAUCUCAUCCGUCCUGCCUCGUAUGGUGUGUGGGAUGGCAUCCCUGGGGCUGACACAGGACCCUUACCUGAUGAGGAGCAUGAGAGACAUUUUCACCCACUACAUCCACCGUUUCCCUGUCAAAGCCACGCGUGGCCACACCACCACCACCCAUCCCUUCCUGGCCACACUCCAUUACAGUGGAGUGCAGCCAUCAGUCCUGGAGGAGCUGCGCAAGGUCUUCCUGGAGGUGGUGCGGGACAAUUACGUGGCACGUCGUGGCACUUCAGCUCUGUAUUUGCAGGUGACACUGGCAUUGCUGGUGGAACUGCUGCAAUGUAACACUGUAGACUGGCUGGAGGCAAUGUGCUCUGUCCUGUUGCUGCCUCUACUGGAGCUUCUAUUAACCCUAGAGGAGCAAGUCACCAAGAGGCUGGCCACAGACCUCCUCCAAAAGGUGCUGCAGGAGGCCCAGGACAGAGGUGUUCCCCAAAAGGAUGUGUUGGUGGGAAGGCUACGGGAGUUGGUGGGGCGACACGUGUCCUGGAGCUCCAGCCGGCUGUUCCGGGUGCUGCGUGUGGUGGCAGUGCUGCACCGCCCGCUGCUGCUAGAAGCUCUCCCCCAUGUGACCAGAGCAGUUGUGCGCACUGAGGAAAAGCGUGGCACUGGGCUAGACCACACACUCAGGCAAGGAUACAAUGCCCUUCUGUCCAGCCUGGGUGUGACGGAGGAGGCGGCAGCAGCUUUGCAGAUGCAGUGAGGGAACUGAACACAAGAUAACACUGACGAAGAAUGCCGCCUGUCUUCCUGGAAGCUUGAUGACAACCUUCAUGGCACCUGAUCUAGUAUGCACUGAUUAGGAAAAACAAUACCUCGCCCAUAUUUCUUGUUCACUUGUGCCAAUACAUUACGCCAGCCAUUGCCCGUUAGUGACGACACAUAUUCCAGCUCACAGGGUUCCUGAUCAGGUGUUCCCUUGUCUCUUCAGUUACAAGUUGCUCUGGUUUUGGAGUCUAUACCAAAUGUAUUAUCGGGAAAAAUGAAUAAUUAACUCCUGACACAGUAGUGCAGACCAUUGGACUACAUGAGGCUGGGCACCACACAAAGGAAAUGAUUGGGCAAGUUGGUGUUUUUGAGAACUGAGUGAGACACUGCAAGGAAAGCAACAGUGUAAAUAUGCUCAGUCACCACACCUGGGUAAGCCCAAGCUUAAAAAUAAGAUGCCUUAAAAAUCAUGAAAGUCUUCUGGAGAUUAUUAGAAUGUGGUUUAGCUGUAGGAAUAUUUACACUGUCGCCAUCUUAGAAGUACCUACCUAAAUGCUUACAAAAAAAACUCGCCCAACUUUUCAAUUUGGUACCCAGCCUUAUGCAGUCUAAUGGUAAUGAUUUUGUUAAUGUUUUAGGUGUCAAAAACAUAUUUUUGUCCAUAAUGAUUGGUAGUCCCCAGAGAUAGAGCAACUUGUGACUGAAAACAGGAGGGAGUGCUGCCCCACAAUAAAUUUGCUCAUUUCACAAACUUCAAGAGCAUAAGAGGCUGUGAGAUGAAGGAUGUGAUGUCUCGACAAGCAUAAUGCAUUAGUGCAAAUGAAUAAAAUGAAUGGGUGGGGUCCUGUUUUUCAUCAUAAAUGCAUGCCAGGUUUGGUAUGCAACACUUUUAUGAUGACUAGUGCAAGAUACCAGUGAUGGAGGCCAUAUUGCAAUAAUAAAGAAGCUAGUACACAUUCCAACUGAAAGGCUUGCCAUUGCCCUAUUCUCAUGAGAUGACUCAUGUCGACAACACUUUUUCAACCAACACUCACACCAUCUCUUGCACACACACAUACACCCCUAUCGUACGUAAGCUGUAAUCUAUGGUGAAAAUGUACAUAGCACUGUUGUAUAUUAUACAUAGGAUAUCUUUUAUACUACUACAAAAUAUACUUUCCUGUAAUAAA